This is a messenger RNA of Rhodotorula toruloides NP11, 726 nucleotides long. RefSeq lists its product as uncharacterized. NCBI's taxonomy places the organism in Eukaryota, Fungi, Basidiomycota, Microbotryomycetes, Sporidiobolales, Sporidiobolaceae. The record is from RefSeq and is a predicted model, not a curated record. The transcript is spliced from 6 exons. Bases 1 to 726 code for a protein of 241 amino acids.
AUGGCCCGCAACCCGAAGAGCGGCGACUCGAGCGCCUCAACGUCUACUUCCGCCAAACCGAGGUCUUCGCGCGCCACCAACCCGCCUCGUGCCGCUGCUUCGAAGCGCACGAAGUACUUUGAGGACGACGGUGAUGCUGAAGAGGGCGAACAGGCGACUCCGGCCGCUGGAGUGGGAGGUCUGCUUGCGCUUGAGCAGGAGGAGGAGGACGACGAGGACGAGCGGUCGAGCACCAUCGAGAUUGCCGAGCUCGUCAAGGCGUACGCCAAGAAGCGCGAGAAGAAGGAGAAGGCCGAGGCUGCCAAGCUCGAGAAGCAGCUCCACGACUUGCUUGCGAAAGGCCAGACUGACGCCGACGCAGCGAUCGAAGCCGGUCGCAAGAAGUGUGACGGGCUCACCUCCUCUCUUCCGCUUAACGAGACGCCCAAGUUUACGCAGAUCGAUUCCGCCAACUACCGCGAUGCUUUCCAGAAGCACAAGCGCUGCUCCGAGCAUCUUGCCGAGCGCAUCGACGAGUACCUUUCUGACCUCCGCACCGGCGAGCACGAGCUGCUGCAGGAUGCGAGCGAGCGGCUCGACGAGCGCGAACUCCUUGCGAAGCGCACUGCCAAGCAGCUGAGCAAGGCGACUGCGGCUGUCGUCGAGGAGAGGCAUGUCAUGAACCAGAUGCACCAAGAGGCUGCUGUCGCCGUCUAUCGCCACCUCAAGGGCGUCGCUCGCGCCUGA